This is a messenger RNA of Scomber scombrus (Atlantic mackerel), 2653 nucleotides long. It is a transcript of the gene atg16l1, whose product is annotated as ATG16 autophagy related 16-like 1 (S. cerevisiae). Gene Ontology annotation, biological process: negative stranded viral RNA replication; autophagosome assembly. The record is from RefSeq and is a predicted model, not a curated record. Gene Ontology annotation, cellular component: autophagosome membrane. Gene Ontology annotation, molecular function: protein binding. The transcript is spliced from 21 exons. The coding region runs from base 157 to 2016 and encodes 619 amino acids. Lineage: Eukaryota; Metazoa; Chordata; Actinopteri; Scombriformes; Scombridae.
GGCGGUGAGCUGGAGCGAAGCAGCAGCUGUCGGUUAACGGGAGGAACGGGACUGUUUAACACCUGAAACCACCGACAGAGACACCGAGCAGUCAGUGGAGGUUCAGCCGAGGAUCAGAGCCAGAGUCCCGCCGCAGUUAGAUGUGAUUCAGGGGUCAUGGCGGAGCGGCAGGCGGGGAGCUCGUGGAAGAAACACAUCUCCGAGCAGCUGAAGCUCAGAGACCGAGUCCAGAAACAAGCGUUCGAGGAAAUCAUCCACCAGUACCUCCACCUGCUGGAGAAAGCCGACCUUCAGGCUGUUCUAUCAGAGCGAUAUCAGCCUGAGAAAUAUGAUCAGCAGAGAGGACACGAUGCCGGUUCGGGGGCAGACUCUGGUCGCAGUGACGCUCUGCAGCAGGAAAUGUCUCAGAUGAGAAUCAAACAUCAAGAAGAACUGACAGAGCUGCACAAGAAGAGAGGAGAGCUCGCUCAGAACGUCAUCGAACUGAAAAAUCAGAUUCAAGAAAAAGACAAAGAGAUCCAGAGCAACGAGGCCACGAUGUUGGAUUAUCAGCAGCAGAUCUCUAAGCUGGAGGGAGACUGUCGGGAGCUCCGGAGCUUCCUGCAGGAUCUGGAGAGAGCCAAUCAGACGCUGAAGGACGAGUACGACGCGCUGCAGAUCACCUUCAGCGCUCUGGAGGAGAAGCUGAGGAAAACCACGGAGGACAACCAGGAGCUGGUUUCCCGCUGGAUGGCCGAGAAAGCUCAGGAGGCGAACCGCCUCAACGCCGAGAACGAGAAGGACAGCAGACGCAGACAAGCCAAACUGCAGAAGGAGCUGGCCGACGCCGCCAAAGAGCCGCUGCCCCUCGACCCGGACGACGACAUCGAGGUGCUGGCAGAGGAUUCUGGGAAAGGAGGCGGAGAGACGUCGCCGAACCGACCGCUGAGCCGGACGUCCAGUAAGAAGGUGUCUCAGGUGCCACCUGGAGGUCUGCUGGACUCCAUCUCCAACAUAUUUGGCGUGUCUGAGUGUGUUCAGCCUGGACUCGUCCCUCCACACUCCAGGCGUCGAACUGCCAACUCCUUCUCGUCACCGGAGGCCACCGAGGCUCCGUCGGGUUGCUGCGCCGACGUCCGAGUCCCGUGCACGGCGCUGCACGUGUUCGACGCUCACGACGGCGAGGUGAACGCGGUGAGGUUCAGCCCCGGCUCCCGUCUCCUAGCAACAGGAGGGAUGGACCGGCGCGUGAAGCUGUGGGACGUCGUCUCAGGUCGCUGUGAGCCUAAAGGAGCUCUGACCGGCAGCAACGCAGGAAUCACCAGCAUCGAGUUUGACAGCGCAGGCUCGUAUUUGCUCGCCGCCUCCAACGACUUCGCCAGUCGGAUUUGGACCGUAGACGACUACAGACUGAGGCACACUCUGACGGGUCACAGCGGGAAGGUUCUGGCAGCUCGCUUCCUAUUGGACAACGCUCGAAUCGCCUCCGGAAGCUACGACCGAACACUUAAACUGUGGGACCUCCGCAGCAAAGUCUGUAUCAAGACGGUGUUUGCAGGUUCGAGCUGUAACGACAUUGUGUGCACGGAGCAGUGCAUCAUGAGCGGACACUUCGAUAAGAAGGUUCGAUUCUGGGACAGCAGGGCGGAGACUAUAGUCCAGGAGUUGGAGCUGCUGGGAAGGGUCACGUCUCUGGACCUGAACCACGACCGCACAGAGCUGCUCACCUGCACCAGAGACGACCUGGUGAAGAUCAUCGACCUGAGAGCCAACGCUGUCAGACAGACCUUCAGUGCUCAGGGCUUCAAGUGUGGAGCCGACUGGACCAGAGUCACAUUCAGUCCUGACGGCAGCUACAUCGCCGGAGGAUCAGCUGACGGCGCUUUGUACAUCUGGAACGUUCUGACGGGAAAGGUCGACAAAACUCUGGACAAAAGCCACAACUCUGCCAUCAACUCAGUGUCCUGGUCGCCGUCGGGAACGUUCGUCGCCAGCGUGGAAAAAGGCAGUAAAGCCAUCCUGUGGUCUGACAUGUGAUUGGACGAGCCGUAGGACUGUCGGCCAAUCAGACGCCGGACGUUGUUUUUGUUUUGUUUUUAUUUGGAGCUCGGACUCAGCGCGGCGAAGUCGGACUGAAGCUGGUUGUUCUACGUCGUGAUGAAAUGUUUGUCUGAGACGAAGAUCCAGAUGUUUGUCUGUGUGUGAAGGGAGGAGGGGGGUGAUGGGGGGGGGGGGGCUUUUAAUGAUCCAGAAAAUUAAGACAUUUAAACUUCUGAGAGGAUAAAAAGACAUUUCUCUGGAAGAAGAAGAAGAAGAAGUGAGACGGACGAAGCUUCACACGACUCGACUGUUUGUGUAAAUGUGUCGAUUAAAGAAUAAAAUCAGCUGAUCCGUGUUUAUUUAACUGUGAGGCAGCGGCUGUGUUCACACUCCCGAUCCUCUCCUUCCUGUCGGUGAAACUUUAACCAUGCAGCACUUUAGGAGAACCGAAGCCUGACGUGCACUUGCAGCGGAGAGAUGGAAAUAAAAACAUGGUGGUUCUUUUUUUGUUUGGGUUUUUGUUUUUUUUGUUUUUUGUUGUCAGAGUUUAUGAAGAAUAUAAAUAAUUGUGAGCAGUGAUUGAAUGUUGUGUUCAGGAUUACAGGAAAAUAAACACACUAACACACACCUGAAA